Tarenaya hassleriana is the source of this 2078-nucleotide messenger RNA. Its product is annotated as putative clathrin assembly protein At2g01600. The record is from RefSeq and is a predicted model, not a curated record. Gene Ontology annotation, cellular component: clathrin-coated pit; clathrin-coated vesicle. Gene Ontology annotation, molecular function: clathrin heavy chain binding; phosphatidylinositol-4,5-bisphosphate binding; SNARE binding. The transcript has 15 exons. NCBI's taxonomy places the organism in Eukaryota, Viridiplantae, Streptophyta, Magnoliopsida, Brassicales, Cleomaceae. Bases 187 to 1923 code for a protein of 578 amino acids. Gene Ontology annotation, biological process: clathrin coat assembly; clathrin-dependent endocytosis; vesicle budding from membrane.
UCUCAAAAAAUUUGCAAAUAAGUGAAAAUAUACAAACGGAACGAGUCUGUCGUUCGCAUCUCUUGCGUGCUUUCCUCGGUUUCUCUCUGACAGUCCCUGUGCUUCCCGUGAGUUUUCCCGGAGAUUUUCUCGGGAAAAUCUAAGACGAUUUCCAGAUCGAUCUGUGCGGUAGUCGCGUAGUUUCCGAUGGGAACGCUUCAGACAUGGCGAAGAGCUUAUGGAGCCCUAAAAGACACCACCAAAGUCGGCCUUGUCCGAGUCAACAGCGACUAUGCCGAUUUAGAUGUCGCCAUAGUCAAGGCUACUAACCACGUCGAGUGUCCUCCCAAGGAGCGGCAUCUCAGAAAAAUCUUUAUUGCAACGUCGGCGACUCGGCCUCGAGCAGAUGUUGCUUAUUGCAUCCACGCGCUUUCUCGGCGAUUGCAUAAAACCAGAAAUUGGACGGUUGCGCUGAAAACGCUUAUAGUCAUACACCGCCUUCUGAGGGAGGGUGAUCCGACAUUUAGAGAGGAACUUCUGAAUUUCUCUCAAAGAGGACGCAUUCUGCAGCUCUCGAAUUUCAAGGAUGAUUCAAGCCCUAUCGCCUGGGAUUGUUCAGCCUGGGUACGUACUUACGCAUUAUUCCUUGAGGAACGGCUUGAAUGCUUCAGGGUUUUAAAAUAUGAUAUCGAAGCAGAACGACUUCCAAAACCCGCCCCGGGGCAGGAUAAGGGGUACAGCAGAACCAGGGAUUUGGAUAGUGAAGAACUCUUGGAGCAGUUGCCUGCUUUACAGCAGCUUUUGUAUCGUCUCAUUGGUUGCAAGCCUGAAGGUGCUGCUAACCUCAAUCGUGUCAUACAAUAUGCACUUGCUUUGGUGUUGAAGGAGAGUUUCAAAGUCUACUGCGCUAUCAAUGACGGAAUCAUCAAUCUCGUUGAUAAGUUCUUUGAAAUGCCAAGACACGAAGCAAUCAAGGCCCUUGAAAUAUACAAGCGUGCUGGCCAGCAGGCUGGUAACCUCUCUGAUUUCUACGAAGUCUGCAAAGGAUUGGAACUUGCUAGGAACUUCCAGUUUCCUGUUCUAAGAGAGCCACCACAAUCUUUUCUCACAACAAUGGAGGAGUAUAUCACAGAAGCACCACGAAUGGUCGACGUCCCAGCGGAGCCACUGCUUCUGACCUAUAAACCGGACGAGGGAUCUUCUGCUGAAGACGCCAAUCCUUCCCAUGAAGAACCUGAACCAUUGCCUUCAGAAGAUCCUAUUGUACCGGAUGAAGUGCCACAGCCCACUCCUCCGCCUCAUUCAGCCGAGCCUUCUCAGAACAUCAUCGACACAGAUGAUCUACUGGGUCUGAAUUCUGCUGUGCCUGAUGCAUCUGUGAUUGAGGACCAAAAUGCCCUUGCUUUAGCCAUAGUUCCAACAAAUGGAGAUAACAGUUCUUCAGCAUCUGGUUUCAAUCCAGCAAAAGAUUUUGAUCCCACGGGGUGGGAACUUGCUUUGGUCACCACGUCUAGCACCGACAUAUCUGCAGCCACUGAGAGGCAAUUGGCCGGUGGCUUAGACACGCUUACUUUGAACAGCUUAUACGACGAAGGAGCCUACAGAGCAUCUCAACGGCCGGUCUAUGGGGCACCAGCCCCCAACCCUUUUGAGGUCCAAGACCCUUUUGCACUGUCCAAUGGCAUUCCCCCUCCUCCAUCGGUUCAGCUUUCGGCUGUGACAGCUCAGCAGCCAGCAGCAAACAACCCCUUUGGCCCGUACCAGCCGCCGACCUAUACACAGCAUCAGCUCGUUCCCAGCCCUACCAACCCUUUUGGUGACUUUUCGGUUAACCCGCUUCCUCAGCCGACCGCCCAUACCACCGGUUUUGGGGAUUUUCCUGGUAACCCGGCUGCUCAUCAUCAGGCACAUAACAAUCCGUUCGGAAGCACUGGCCUCAUCUGAUCAUUGUCGUCUUACGUUUUGAAAUACGCUUCGUACCUUGUGGUUUUGAUGUGGAGAGCAGUUAAAUGUUGGUCUGCUUGUAGACAGAGACUGGGCCUGGCAGUGAAUAUAUUGUAAAAAAAAAAAUUCAUUUGGUAAUAACCCACUUUCAUAUA